This is a messenger RNA of Oppiella nova, 1322 nucleotides long. Lineage: Eukaryota; Metazoa; Arthropoda; Arachnida; Sarcoptiformes; Oppiidae. The record is from the annotation of a GenBank genome assembly.
AUGGCCGAAUAUUUGGCGUCCAUUUUCGGCACAGAAAAGGAUAAGGUGAACUGUUCGUUCUACUUCAAGAUCGGCGCCUGUCGUCACGGGGACCGGUGCUCUCGCAUCCAUAAUAAGCCCACAUUCAGUCAGACAUUAUUACUGCAAAACUUGUACCAAAACCCGCAAAAUGUGGGCCAAUCCGCCGAUGGAAACAAUGUGGACACAAGUGGACAAAAAAUGGCCGAAUAUUUGGCGUCCAUUUUCGGCACAGAAAAGGAUAAGGUGAACUGUUCCUUCUACUUCAAGAUCGGCGCCUGUCGUCACGGGGACCGGUGCUCUCGCAUCCAUAAUAAGCCCACAUUCAGUCAGACAUUAUUACUGCAAAACUUGUACCAAAACCCGCAAAAUGUGGGCCAAUCCGCCGAUGGAAACAAUGACAUCCAACUGCAGGGCAUUAAAGUGAUGUCUGACGCGGAAGCACAGGAGCACUUCGACAACUUCUUUGAGGACGUGUUCAUUGAGUUGGAGGACAAGUACGGCGAGAUCGAGGAGAUGAAUGUUUGCGACAAUUUGGGCGACCAUUUGGUGGGCAAUGUCUACGUCAAGUUCCGGAGGGAAGAGGACGCGGAUAAGGCUCAGAACGAACUGAACAAUCGAUGGUUCGGCGGUCGACCCAUUUAUGCCGAGCUCUCGCCGGUCACUGACUUUCGGGAGGCCUGUUGUCGUCAAUACGAAAUGGGGGAGUGCACGAGAAGUGGUUUCUGUAAUUUCAUGCAUUUGAAGCCAAUAUCACGCGAUCUGAGACGAGAACUCUAUGGCAGACGACGCGCGGCUGCCAUUGAGAGACGACUGGCCAGUUAUGUGACGGGAAGGUCCAGAUCCCGAAGUUUGUCUCCAAUUCGUCGCCGCAGUCGUAGUCCUCGUGAGCGUCGGCGUAUAAUUUAUGUGACGGGAAGGUCCAGAUCCCGAAGUUUGUCUCCAAUUCGUCGCCGCAGUCGUAGUCCUCGUGAGCGUCGGCGUCGAAGCGGUUCCGGAGAGCGACGCAAUCGCGACAGAGGAGGAGACAGAGCGGAAAGGGUUAAGAGUCGAGACAAAGACGAGUCCAGACAUAGAAGACGCGAAGACAAGAAGGAGGACAACAACGGCACUGAACAUAACGGCCGAUAGAAUCGCACAUUCAUUUCAAUCGAUCCUUUAAAUGACAUUUAAUUUAAAAUUUUUACAAAUUUUGACGAAAUAUCAAAUUAAACAUUCAUUCAAUUGAUUUAAUAUUUCUUAUUGCGGUAUUUGGCCUCAGAUUUCAUUACAAUAAACGAUUUAUUUACAUGAAAUUUAAAAUA